Protobothrops mucrosquamatus (brown spotted pit viper) is the source of this 3989-nucleotide messenger RNA. Its product is annotated as pecanex-like protein 2. NCBI's taxonomy places the organism in Eukaryota, Metazoa, Chordata, Lepidosauria, Squamata, Viperidae. The transcript is spliced from 23 exons. The annotation marks the transcript as partial. The record is from RefSeq and is a predicted model, not a curated record.
AUGGUAUCCCAAGCGGUGCAGCUGCUCCGGCAGGGAGUAUGGGCGGCGUUGACCGGAGGCUGGUACCACGAUCCGGAGCAAAGUAAAUUCACUAACAGCUGCCAUCUCUACCUCUGGCUGUUCUUGCUGCUUCUGCCCAUGGCGCUGCACUUGGCAUGCCCCCCCACUACUAUCAUGGCUGUCAUCUACUGUGGUUCUGUGACCUUAUUUUUCAUGAUCAUAAAGGUGAUCACUUAUCGCCUGCACCUGAUGUUUGACAAAGGAGAGAUGAUUCAACAAAAGCUCCCUUGUAAGGAAGGGAAACAAAAUAAAAAAUGUAAAAGAGAUAAUGCAAUUCAGCAUAAAAAUCUCAGCAGUAACACAAGGGACAAUGGUGCAGAGGAGACCAAGCAUAAUGGUUCAACACCCACUAUCCACAGUAGCAUCAAAGGGCAGGCUAUCCUCUCUCAUUACCCUUCGGGAAACCUGAAUCUGCCAGCUCAAGAAACCAUCGAAGAUCUGAAAGGAGUACUGGUUUCAGAAGAACAACCUGUCCCAACAGUAUUAUUGACCUCACCCUGCAUCAAAGCUGACAUUUUGCCUGCUUCUGUGACAAGUAUGCCAAGUUCCACCACACCAGCAAUAGUGGACAAGCCGAAUGUUAUGGAGACUGUUAUCAAUGGUGGAACAAAUGAAAAAGAAGAGAAGGCACAACCGUCUAACUAUAGUGGAGAAGAGGAUGCUCCUCUGGAUAAAGAUGUGGUUGUUAAAAAAUUGCCAAAUCUUUCCUUGUCCCAGUGUGAUAUUUUAAAAACACACAUUUCUUUUGAGCCUUGGAGUAUGGACAGUCCUGUCCUCUUUUCAGAUAAUUUAAACGAUCUUACAUGUUUAAGGAAAGAGAAUUUAUUGGAUGGAUCAGCUCAAGACAGCACUGCAAGCAGUUUCCCUCAGUGCCAUUCUAUGGAAACGAAGAGAUUUGCAGAAAGAGAUUUGGAUGACUUAAAAGCAGAGUUUGAUGAAUCAGAAAGUGAGAUAGCUGUUGCACUGGUGGACAGUUCUCAUUCUGGAGAUCCAUUCACGUUACACGAACCCAUUAAAAUAGUUAUCACCAUGAGUAGCACCCAUAACUCAGCUACUGAUUUGGAGGGCUUGCCUCACAUGAAAUUGUCGAACGCUGAGAAAUCUGGUUCAGAUCCAGAAUCUGCUGUGGCUGCAACAGUUCAAGAUAGUAAACAAAGCAACAAUCCAAUGAUAAUCCCUGUCAUUACUUUUGAUCUAUCUGAGGACAAUGGAGGCCAUGCUUUUCAAGAAGUAAGUGAAAGUUUAAGAACCCCAGAGAAUUUAAAUGUCAAUGCAUCGUCUAAUCAAUGUUCCGGCUAUGAAUCUGGUGAACAAGACAAUAUUGGAAAGGAAAACAGUGACAAUCCCUCAAACAAUCCCUCAAGCCAUGAAGGAAUAAUUAUGUGUCCUGAAAAUGCUUCUGAAAUUCUAGAAGACCCAGAAGAAGGCCAGUGGAAUUUGGAAGUCCCCUUAUAUAAAACAGCUCAUGAGAAGAGACAUGCUCGUGUUCUCAGUGUGGAUAGUGGGACAGAUGUGUUUUUAAGUAAGAAUUCAUCAGAGACUGUUAGUGCAAAAGAAAAACUUAUGCCCACAUCGAAAUCCGACCUGGAAGCUAAAGAAGGGCAGAUACCAAAUGAAUCAAAUUUCUUGGAAUUUGUUUCACUGCUGGAAUCCAUCAACACUUCAAAGCCAACAGCACCAGAAUUGAAAGCAGAGCCUGCAAAAGAUAAAGGGCUAGCUGGAGAUGGCUUUUUAAGAGAGAAAAAAGAGGGUGCAUUGACAACAGGGAAAAAUUGUGCAGAAAAAGAAAAUCAUGGUUCCUGUAAACAGGAGAAAACCGAGAUGGAAACUCAGGAUUGUAUUAAUGUUAAUCCAGUGAUCCCAGAGUCAAUAAAGUUCACUGCCCAUUACCAGAGCACCAGACAACGACAAAUCAUUUAUCGGGUAACUUCGCAGCCAGACAGUUCCCUCUUGCAAGUCAUAAGUGGGCCUGAAGCAUCUGUGCAAGAAGAGAUGUCCCUGGAUGCAAUGCACAUCUAUUCCUUCAUAGAUGGAAAUGGAGAAAUGAAGUCCUUGUACUUAAGGAGUCAAACAGAAGGAAAUAUUGAAAAUUCGCCCAUCUAUGAUUGCAUCUCCAAUCCACAUGAAAUCCAUUUCAGCUCCUCUAGUACAACUACCUCAGAGAUCCAAGAAGCAUCUUCUGGAGAUCAUGGGCGAAGGGCACGGCAACAGCAGUUCUUACUGAUGCUGGCACGGGGAGCUCUUUCUGAAACCCACCGGCAUUUUAGUGAAGACCUUGAGGAUUCUUCAUGCUCAUCAGCUCAAAGAAAAAUUAAUAGACAGUUUUACAAAUUUAUUGUAUUUCCUGGCAAAUGGAUAAAAAUCUGGUAUGAUCGACUCACCUUGCUGACAUUGCUGGACAGGACAGAAGAUGUCAAGGAGAAUGUUUUGGCAGUUCUUCUAGUAAUCCUUGUUUCUUUUCUUGGCUUUGUAAUCAUGAACCAAGGUUUUUGUAAAGACAUUUGGGUGAUCCUGUUCUGUCUUAUUAUGGCAAGCUGUCAAUACUCUCUUCUAAAGAGUGUUCAGCCUGAUCCUGCCUCACCUAUACAUGGCCACAACCAGGUGAUAAUAUACAGCCGGCCUAUAUAUUUUAGCAUAUUGUGUGGCCUUAUUCUAUUGCUAGAUNUUGGAUCCAACCAAAUCUCCUUUCUCUCCCUUCUUAUCUUUGUUCCUUCAGGAUUUUUAUAUUGCUUUCCUGUGAUUUCUCUUCUUGGUCUUUUCCCACAAAUCAACACAUUCUGUAUAUAUCUCCUUGAACAGAUAGAUAUACUGGUGUUUGGUGGUUCUGCUGUUGCUGGACUGUACUCUUCACUCUACAGUAUUUGUCGAAGCUUUAUUGCUGUAAUUGUCCUGUACACAUUCUGCUUCAAUGCAGUUAAGGAACCAUGGGAUGCUCAACAUAUUCCUGCACUGUUCUCUGCCUUUUGUGGACUUUUAGUGGCACUUUCUUAUCAUCUGAGCAGGCACAGCAGUGACCCAUCUGUCUUAGUGUCUCUUAUUCACUGUAAAUAUUUUCCUCACCUUGUAAAGCAACAUUUUGAAGAACCACGAGUUGAUCCACUCCCUGAGAAAAUGAAAGAAUCAGUGAGGGAAACCCUGAGAUCAGAUCUCAUCAUGUGCUCUGUGGCUGCUGUGCUCUCCUUUGCAGUCAGCGCCAGUACCGUUUUCUUGUCAUUAGGGCAACUACUCAGCCUGGUGCUUUUCAUUUUUGCGUGGACUGUGGGAUUCAUAACACACUACGUACUUCCUCAACUUCGCAAACAUCAUCCAUGGAUGUGGAUAUCCCACCCUAUCCUUAAAAAUAAGGAAUAUCGGCAGAGAGAAUUAAGAGCUGCUGCUCACUUAAUGUGGUUUGAGAGACUGUAUGUGUGGCUUCAGUGUUUUGAAAAGUACAUCUUGUAUCCAGCCAUAAUACUGAACUCCCUCACCAAUGAUGCUUUUUUAAUCAGCAAAAACAAGAGGAUUACCUCACACUGUGAUAUCUUUCUAAUUACAAUUGCGGGAAUGAAGCUACUGCGGUCCUCAUUUUGCAAUCCCAUUCAUCAGUUUGUUACAUUAAGUUUCACCGUCAUCUUCUUCAAGUUUGAUUACAAAGGUUUCUCCGACAACUUCUUAUUCAACUUCUUCAUUAUGUCAAUUGUGUUUAAUAAGCUGUGGGAUCUACUACAGAAAUUACAGUUCAUAAUGACUUAUAUUGCUCCUUGGCAGAUUGCCUGGGGCUCAUCUUUCCAUGUGUUUGCUCAGCUCUUUGCAAUACCUCAUUCUGCAAUGCUUUUCUGUCAGACUCUGGCUACUGCAAUCUUUUCUACUCCCUUGAGCCCAUUUCUAGGGAGUGUCAUUUUUCUCACAUCGUAUGCCAGACCAGUCAAGUUCUGGGAAAGAAGUUACAA